Molecule: messenger RNA, 592 nt
Organism: Panicum hallii
Lineage: Eukaryota; Viridiplantae; Streptophyta; Magnoliopsida; Poales; Poaceae
Product: putative ripening-related protein 6
Exons: 1
Coding region: 1-435 (144 amino acids)
Source: RefSeq, a predicted model, not a curated record
AUGGCGAGCGCUAAAGUUCUCGUGCUCUUGGCGAUCCUUGCUCUGUUUCAGGUCUCGCGCGCCGCGGCCCGGCGGCCCGGCGCGCUGGCGUCGUCGUCGCGCCACGGCGGCACCCCCGCGGUGAUGACGGUGAACGGGUUCCAGCGCGGCGAGAGCGGCGGCGGCCCGGCGGCGUGCGACGGGCACUUCCACAGCGACGGCGAGCUCAUCGUGGCGCUGUCCACGGGGUGGUUCGCGGGCGGGCACCGGUGCCACCGGGCGAUCCGCAUCACGAGCGGGCGCACCGGGCGCUCCGUGGAGGCCCGCGUCGUGGACGAGUGCGACUCCCGCCGCGGGUGCCGCGGCAACAUCGUGGACUCGUCGCCCGCCGUGUGGAGGGCGCUCGGGCUGGACACGAACGCCGGCGAGGUCCCGGUCACGUGGUCCGACGCCUGAACGCGUCCACCGGCCGCGCGGCAAGGCCAGGGCAGGCUGGAAAUGGCGCCGGCGUGCAGUUUGUGUGCUAGCUGCUAGUUGCAAUUAGUGGUUUGCUAUGCUCUCCGCUUGAGGGAGAGGUAGAAUAAUUUACCGUUUGCUUUUCAAAAAAACAAUU